AUUGCGCGGUCGUGAUAAUGAAAACACAAUUUUGCUCUAGUGCUUAAUACAUUGCAAAAAUUAAUACAAUGCGAUUGACAACAUUAGGGAUGAAAAUGCGUUUUGUUUUUACCUUGUUUAAGCGACCACAGCAUGUAGCAGCAUUGAUGUGAUCGCAUUCAAGAUCAGAAAGUGUCACUAUCUACAAGAACUGGUUAAGAAAAUUGUAUUUUCAAGCAGAGAACAAAAUUUUAAGAGAUCUAACAAGGGAAUUAAUCCUAGAAAUUGACAUUUCUUUAUUAUUUAUUAUAAUAUUGACAUUUUACUCUGACAAUUUAACGAUAUUUUGCAUCAUUAUAACAUUAUUUUGCACGCUUAUGAAGUAUAUACAAUAACAGCAAAACCAAACUUCAACAGUAUAUAUAAAUAUAUAAGUGUGAAAAGAUACAUAGAAAACAGCCAUGAACAACAGAACUGUAGAAUCUAUUAGUCCAAACACGUAAACAACGGUUGCACCCAUAAUGUAUUAGUUUACAGAUUAUCUGAAAUGUACAAUUGUAUCAUAAUAUUGCAUAACAUUACCUACUAUAGACAAAACAGUGUCUUUAACUCAGAAUUCAACGCAAUAAAAGUUGUAUGUAUGAAUAUAUUUCUUUUUUUCAAAAAAGUUUUCCAGUAGUACAAAUGUAAAACUUAUAUGCUUGACAGUCUUCAAAAUAGUGGGCAAAAGUCACAAAACAUUUAUGAAAAAUAAAGAUAGGAUUAAUGUACGAUGGCCCCUACGGUCACUUCUCUUCCGAAUUAAAAUUAUACACUUCUCUUCUUUGAUUCAAACCUUUUUUUUUUGUAUUUUAACACUUCUCUUCUGGACUUAACACUUCUCUGCAUGUGCUCUGAAACUUUCUCUUCACAACUAAAUUUAAAAAUCUCGUCCACAAUUUUACACCCAUGGCCUGUGUAUUUUUUUUACUUUUCAGGAAGAAGUAGACUAGACUAACACGUGCUCAAUUUACCAACAUCUGCAUAAAAUGAUGUCAUGAAUCAAUUCCGAUCAGUAGCAGAGUUGUUAAUUUUCUUAUCAAUAGACACAAUAAAUGGGAAAAGAAAUGGCUGCCCAAAAUCCUCAAAAUCAUGGUAGUGUCCACCAACCAAACUGCAACAUGCUUUUACUUUAUACAAAAUGUAUUUUAUCAAAAAAGAAUAAUGAUCAGCAAGGACAACAACAACUGUCCGUGCACUCGUGUUUACAAAUGUGCACAGCUUUGGGUGCCAUUUUGCAAUUCUGAUUUGCUCGUGGGAAAUGGAAAUGUGGAAUCCGAAAUUUAUCCGAAUCCGAAGUCCGAAAUUUAUAUAUUUGUGACAAAAAGCAGAAUCAUUGUUUACCUCUUAAAAUUAAAUAAUAAAACUGCAGACUACUUAAAGGCUUCAGCUAUCUGAAGUAAAAAUUACAAUUUAUGAAACAAAGAAUUUUUAUAAAAAGGCACUGCCCGGAUUUGAACCGGGGAUCUCCUGUUUACUAGACAGGCGCUUUAACCGCUAAGCCACAGCGCCAUGUCUUACGUUGCGAAAUUAAAAGUAUUAGUACUCAUUAUUAAACUCUAAAAUUACCUGAUGUUUGUAACAAGGCAAGAUGGCAAAAACCAAAUAAAAAGUAGACAUGUAUUGCACCAGGCCGGAAACUUGUUAUUGCUGGUGUGACGUCACGGCAAUUGUUACUAACGUUUUUUGAUCUUAUAGAAGUAAUGACAUUGAUUGUAAUACCAUGAGACGUACAUGCCAGUAAGAACCAAUAAAAUCUAACUUGAGGUUGUCAGUUCUUAUUUGCAACAUUUUUUUGUCUGAUCUGUUCUUAUUUUGUUCUUAUAGAGGGACCAUUUAAUAAUUACGUAAAGCCUUAGAGGGGUGCUACCCCUUAUAUUUUGAGAAUCAAUAGGAAGGCUACUUAUACCCGCUGCCACAGU
Molecule: messenger RNA, 1940 nt
Organism: Hydractinia symbiolongicarpus
Lineage: Eukaryota; Metazoa; Cnidaria; Hydrozoa; Anthoathecata; Hydractiniidae
Exons: 2
Coding region: 1111-1416 (101 amino acids)
Source: RefSeq, a predicted model, not a curated record